UUCCAUAAUCUAGAAGGCAGCAACUAUGAAGCUUGGCUGAAUGCCGAAAUUUGAGGUUAGGAUUACUUUUUAUUUUGCAACUAUGAAAUUUUGGAUAAUAAUAAUUAAUUAAUUACACACUGAUAUUGGAAACAAUUUUCUAAUUCAUAGUGUUACUCCAUAGAUAGAAUUUUUCAUCAGUGCACUAUGUUUUCCGCUAGAAGCUGUUUUAAUUCUUUACUGAGAGCUACCGAAUUUCUGGGAGUCAAUAGAGUGCUGGAUGUACAGACACGAAACGCAGCUAAAAAGUCGGCAAGCAGUACACAAUAUGGCGGCGCGAGAAAACCGAAGCGUCGUGGCAUCAAGCGUCAAGAAGGCUGUCACGUGACCAGGGGCACCAUCCUUGUCAGGCAGAAUCGACUCAACUACCAUCCAGGACUGCAUGUUGGAUUCGGCAAGGACGGUACUCUGUUUGCUUUGGAGCAUGGUGAGGUGAGAAUCUCCUGUGAAAAGGCUGACAUCAACUGGGACCAUACUUGGAUCCAGCGCCACUACAACAACCGCUUCAACCAGAACAUUUACAAGAAAUAUUUCCACAUCAUCCCCGACCCACAGCACACCCGCUUCAAGCUUAUUGAUCUAGUCUAGUUGUCAACUCUGUUAUCAAGUUUAGAGCAUUUUGUUUAGAAUGUAUUAUUAAAUAAAGAACUGAAAAGUA
Molecule: messenger RNA, 697 nt
Organism: Nilaparvata lugens (brown planthopper)
Lineage: Eukaryota; Metazoa; Arthropoda; Insecta; Hemiptera; Delphacidae
Gene: mRpL27
Product: 50S ribosomal protein L27
Exons: 3
Coding region: 187-627 (146 amino acids)
Biological process (GO): translation
Cellular component (GO): mitochondrial large ribosomal subunit; ribosome
Molecular function (GO): structural constituent of ribosome
Source: RefSeq, a predicted model, not a curated record